AUGGGAACGAGGCCAUGGGAACGAGGCCAUGGGAACGAGGCCAUGGGAACGAGGCCAUGGGAACGAGGCCAUGGGAACGAGGCCAUGGGAACGAGGCCAUGGGAACGAGGCCAUGGGAACGAGGCCAUGGGAACGAGGCCAUGGGAACGAGGCCAUGGGAACGAGGCCAUGGGAACGAGGCCAUGGGAACGAGGCCAUGGGAACGAGGCCAUGGGAACGAGGCCAUGGGAACGAGGCCAUGGGAACGAGGCCAUGGGAACGAGGCCAUGGGAACGAGGCCAUGGGAACGAGGCCAUGGGAACGAGGCCAUGGGAACGAGGCCAUGGGAACGAGGCCAGCCAUGAAAACGAGGCCAUGGGAACGAGGCCAUGGGAACGAGGCCAUGGGAACGAGGCCAUGGGAACGAGGCCAUGGGAACGAGGCCAUGGGAACGAGGCCAUGGGAACAAGGACAUGGGAACGAGGCCAUGGGAUUGAGGCCAUGGGAACGAGGCCAUGGGAACGAGGCCAUGGGAACGAGGCCAUGGGAACGAGGCCAUGGGAACGAGGCCAUGGGAACGAGGCCAUGGGAACGAGGCCAUGGGAACGAGGCCAUGGGAACGAGGCCAUGGGAACGAGGCCAUGGGAACGAGGCCAUGGGAACGAGGCCAUGGGAACGAGGCCAUGGGAACGAGGCCAUGGGAACGAGGCCAUGGGAACGAGGCCAUGGGAACGAGGCCAUGGGAACGAGGCCAUGGGAACGAGGCCAUGGGAACGAGGCCAUGGGAACGAGGCCAUGGGAACGAGGCCAUGGGAACGAGGCCAUGGGAACGAGGCCAUGGGAACGAGGCCAUGGGAACGAGGCCAUGGGAACGAGGCCAUGGGAACGAGGCCAUGGGAACGAGGCCAUGGGAACGAGGCCAUGGGAACGAGGCCAUGGGAACGAGGCCAUGGGAACGAGGCCAUGGGAACGAGGCCAUGGGAACGAGGCCAUGGGAACGAGGCCAUGGGAACGAGGCCAUGGGAACGAGGCCAUGGGAACGAGGCCAUGGGAACGAGGCCAUGGGAACGAGGCCAUGGGAACGAGGCCAUGGGAACGAGGCCAUGGGAACGAGGCCAUGGGAACGAGGCCAUGGGAACGAGGCCAUGGGAACGAGGCCAUGGGAACGAGGCCAGCCAUGAAAACGAGGCCAUGGGAACGAGGCCAUGGGAACGAGGCCAUGGGAACGAGGCCAUGGGAACGAGGCCAUGGGAACGAGGCCAUGGGAACGAGGCCAUGGGAACGAGGCCAUGGGAACGAGGCCAUGGGAACGAGGCCAUGGGAUUGAGGCCAUGGGAACGAGGCCAUGGGAACGAGGCCAUGGGAACGAGGCCAUGGGAACGAGGCCAUGGGAUUGAGGCCAUGGGAACGAGGCCAUGGGAACGAGGCCAUGGGAACGAGGCCAUGGGAACGAGGCCAUGGGAACGAGGCCAUGGGAACGAGGCCAUGGGAACGAGGCCAUGGGAACGAGGCCAUGGGAACGAGGCCAUGGGAACGAGGCCAUGGGAACGAGGCCAUGGGAACGAGGCCAUGGGAACGAGGCCAUGGGAACGAGGCCAUGGGAACGAGGCCAUGGGAACGAGGCCAUGGGAACGAGGCCAUGGGAACGAGGCCAUGGGAACGAGGCCAUGGGAACGAGGCCAUGGGAACGAGGCCAUGGGAACGAGGCCAUGGGAACGAGGCCAUGGGAACGAGGCCAUGGGAACGAGGCCAUGGGAACGAGGCCAUGGGAACGAGGCCAUGGGAACGAGGCCAUGGGAACGAGGCCAUGGGAACGAGGCCAUGGGAACGAGGCCAUGGGAACGAGGCCAUGGGAACGAGGCCAUGGGAACGAGGCCAUGGGAACGAGGCCAUGGGAACGAGGCCAUGGGAACGAGGCCAUGGGAACGAGGCCAUGGGAACGAGGCCAUGGGAACGAGGCCAUGGGAACGAGGCCAUGGGAACGAGGCCAUGGGAACGAGGCCAUGGGAACGAGGCCAUGGGAACGAGGCCAUGGGAACGAGGCCAUGGGAACGAGGCCAUGGGAACGAGGCCAUGGGAACGAGGCCAUGGGAACGAGGCCAUGGGAACGAGGCCAUGGGAACGAGGCCAUGGGAACGAGGCCAUGGGAACGAGGCCAUGGGAACGAGGCCAUGGGAACGAGGCCAUGGGAACGAGGCCAUGGGAACGAGGCCAUGGGAACGAGGCCAUGGGAACGAGGCCAUGGGAACGAGGCCAUGGGAACGAGGCCAUGGGAACGAGGCCAUGGGAACGAGGCCAUGGGAACGAGGCCAUGGGAACGAGGCCAUGGGAACGAGGCCAUGGGAACGAGGCCAUGGGAACGAGGCCAUGGGAACGAGGCCAUGGGAACGAGGCCAUGGGAACAAGGCCAGCCAUGGGAACGAGGCCAUGGGAACGAGGCCAUGGGAACGAGGCCAUGGGAACGAGGCCAUGGGAACGAGGCCAUGGGAACGAGGCCAUGGGAACGAGGCCAUGGGAACGAGGCCAUGGGAACGAGGCCAUGGGAACGAGGCCAUGGGAACGAGGCCAUGGGAACGAGGCCAUGGGAACGAGGCCAUGGGAACGAGGCCAUGGGAACGAGGCCAUGGGAACGAGGCCAUGGGAACGAGGCCAUGGGAACGAGGCCAUGGGAACGAGGCCAUGGGAACGAGGCCAUGGGAACGAGGCCAUGGGAACGAGGCCAUGGGAACGAGGCCAUGGGAACGAGGCCAUGGGAACGAGGCCAUGGGAACGAGGCCAUGGGAACGAGGCCAUGGGAACGAGGCCAUGGGAACGAGGCCAUGGGAACGAGGCCAUGGGAACGAGGCCAUGGGAACGAGGCCAUGGGAACGAGGCCAUGGGAACGAGGCCAUGGGAACGAGGCCAUGGGAACGAGGCCAUGGGAACGAGGCCAUGGGAACGAGGCCAUGGGAACGAGGCCAUGGGAACGAGGCCAUGGGAACGAGGCCAUGGGAACGAGGCCAUGGGAACGAGGCCAUGGGAACGAGGCCAUGGGAACGAGGCCAUGGGAACGAGGCCAUGGGAACGAGGCCAUGGGAACGAGGCCAUGGGAACGAGGCCAUGGGAACGAGGCCAUGGGAGGGGUAG
Closterium sp. Yama58-4 is the source of this 3105-nucleotide messenger RNA. Lineage: Eukaryota; Viridiplantae; Streptophyta; Zygnematophyceae; Desmidiales; Closteriaceae. The record is from the annotation of a GenBank genome assembly.